Molecule: messenger RNA, 6612 nt
Organism: Gadus macrocephalus (Pacific cod)
Lineage: Eukaryota; Metazoa; Chordata; Actinopteri; Gadiformes; Gadidae
Product: caskin-2-like
Exons: 22
Coding region: 968-4831 (1287 amino acids)
Molecular function (GO): protein binding
Source: RefSeq, a predicted model, not a curated record
GGGAGGAGGUGCAGCAGUAGUGGGAGGGACGACCAGACCUUGUGUGGAGUGUGUGGGAUCUGGUAGUGACGGCGAGGUGGAAUAUCGUCCUGAAUGUUAACGGGAAUGCUAAUAACCAACGCAACGCGGUAUGCAGUCUAACCUUACCGCCUGCCAGACCUUCCGCAGACACGAAGUUAAGGACGUUGUUUUUUUAUGCCAGGAGGAAAACAAGGAAUACUCCUCGUCGAGUUGGUGACUAUCAUCCCAGCAGAACUUAACCAGAGUUCCCGGACGGGAACAGGAAAAUGCCAAUCACUCUGUUCUGGACCAGUUGAGACUAGGCCGACCCCAGAAAGUUUGGUUGGACCGGCUCCGAGACUUCUGCCUUCCCAGGGGGCCCCCCCGACCACAGACCUCCCCCACACCUCCCUCGACGGCUCCUCUACAGUAGCUCUUCUUGCUUCCCUGACACCAUCCACCCUCCUCUUCCCCCGUCUCUGGAAAUAACAUCUCCGUCAAGCACUGAGGAGAAAGGAAGACAGUGCGACAGGAAACUCAGCUCUCGAAAACACGUUAACCAUUUCCCUGGCUGGCGUCGGGGAUCGAACCAGGACCUACCCAGCGGCCAGACGUGUUCUCUCCCUGGAGGGCGAAGAGGAGGGUGGGACGGAGGGCAGUGGGCGUCGGGGUCCCCAUGGGCACCAGGAUGUGGCUCUGAGAGCUGUACCCCCCUGUAGCCUCUAUUUGGGGCGUGUCUGGAUGAGAAGCUUGCUCCAGAGCGCUGCAGCAUCAUGGGAAAGGAGCAGGACCUUCUCCAGGCCGUGAAGAGCGGAGACCUGACCUCCACGCAGAAGUUGCUAGCCAAGCUCAAAGCUAACCGUAACAGUUCUCUGCGUUGCACCACGCUGCCCUGACAGGAACCUCUGAGCUGCUGUCGGCCCUGUUGGACGCCCAGGCUACUGUUGACAUCAAGGACAGCAAUGGCAUGCGGCCCCUGCACUAUGCGGCGUGGCAGGGCAAGGCGGAGGCGGUGCUGCUGCUGCUGCGCUGCGGAGCCUCCGUCAACACGUCCUCCCAGGACGGACAGAUCCCGCUGCACCUCGCCGCCCAGUACGGACACUACGACGUGUCUGAGAUGUUACUCCAGCAUCAGUCGAACCCUUGUCUGGUGAACAAGUCUAAAAAGACUCCUCUGGACCUGGCCUGUGAGUUUGGUAGAGUCAAGGUGGCCCAGCUGUUGCUGAGCAGCAACAUGGUGGUGGCUCUGCUGGAGGGGGAGAGGAAGGAGCAGUCUGACUCCGCCUUCACCACCCCCCUCCACCUCGCCUCACGCAACGGACACCAGGACAUCAUCCGGCUGCUCCUCAAGGCAGGUAUUGACAUCAACAGGACGACCAAGGCGGGCACGGCGCUGCACGAGGCUUCGCUGUACGGCAAGACGGAGGUGGUCAAACUUCUGCUCGACGCCGGAGUGGACGUCAACAUCCGCAACACGUACAACCAGACAGCACUGGACAUCGUCAACCAGUUCACCACCUCGCACGCCAGCAAGGACAUUAAACAGCUGCUCCGAGAUGCUACAGGUGUUCUACAGGUGAGGGCUCUGAAGGACUACUGGAACCUCCACGAUCCCACCGCACUCAACAUCCGUGCCGGGGAUGUCAUCAUGGUCCUGGAGCAACAUCUGGACGGGCGCUGGAAGGGCCACAUCCACGACGUCCAGCGAGGGACGGACCGCGUGGGCUUCUUCCCCCCCUCCAUAGUGGAGGUCAUCAGCAGAAGAUCUGGGGGUACUCUCUCCCGCCAUGCCUCCCUGCCAGCGCAGCGCCAGCAGCUCCUCCCCCGACCCCCCCUCACCUCCAGCCUGAGCUCCGCCCCCCAGACCGACGACUCCUACACGCUCUAUGCCCCUGUGCAUGUGCACGUCAACGGUCUCCGCGACAACGCAGGUACCCCCGCGAGGCCCCCGUCUACCUGCUCCCUGCAGGACGUCUGGGUGCUCAGGGACCCGUGUGUCGCGGGGGACCGUAACAGUGUAGGGAGCACCGGCAGCGUCGGCAGCAUCCGCAGCGCUGGCAGCGGGCAGAGCACCGAGAGCACCGCCGCCUCCGCGCCCCCCAACGGCCUGCACCACCCCCCCGCGACCCACCACGCCCCCGGGUCCCACCACACCCCCGGGACGCCUGGGACGCCUGACCGCCACGCCACCAAGUCGGCGCCACAUCCUGGCGAUUCUGGACCCCUUGAGUCUAACCAACAGCCGGACAGACCAACUGCAGGAACGCCACGCAGGCAGCCUGUGAACCACCAGAGGGCGCCAGAGCAGGGCUUCACCCAGCAGUUUGUCCACCCACAGCAGCUCCUGGAGGGCAAGGAUGCGGAGGCGAUCUACUUGUGGCUGAGGGAGUUCCAGUUGGAGCAGUACACGGGGAACUUCAUCAACUCUGGUUACGACGUUCCCACCAUCAGCAGGAUGACUCCCGAGGACCUGACGGCCAUCGGCGUCACCAAGCCAGGCCACCGGAAGAAGAUCUCCAUGGAGAUCGGCAACCUCAACAUCCCUGAUUGGCUGCCGGAGUACAUCCCAGCGGACCUUGGGGAGUGGCUAAGUGCCAUUGCUCUGCCUCAGUACCACAAGAAGCUGGCGGAAAAUGGCUACGACUCCAUCACCAUCGUCCGGGACCUGACCUGGGAGGACCUGCAGGAGAUAGGCAUCACCAAGCUGGGUCACCAGAAGAAGCUGAUGCUGGCGGUGAGGAAGCUGUGCGACGUCCACCGAUCCAGCCUGCAGGCCCAGUCCUCCAACGCCCAGGGGACCCUGCACCGCCGCAAGACCCCCGGGGCCCUCCACCUGGUGGCCAUCGACCCCCCCGGGGACUGCCCCUCCCCCCACACCCCCUCCAUGCUCAGCUUCCAGGACAGCGAGCUGAGCGCCGAGCUGCAGAGCGCCAUGUGCAGCCGCUACGCCCCCGAUGAGCGGCCGGCCCUCAGGGGCCUCUCCCAGAGCCAGGAGAGCAUCGACGCUCGCUCCCGGGGGUCCGGUCGCUCCCAGGAGCCCCCCUCCGCCUCCACCGGCAACCCCCACUGCCGCUCCCAGGAGAGCCUCGGGGGAGAGGGGGGCUCCAGUCUGGAGGGCAGCCCCGUCAGGGAGAGGAACGUCCCGGAGGGCUGGGACCCCCGGCCAAAGCAGGUCCCUCUGGGCACCGCCACGGUCUUCAAGUACCCCCCCGUGCCGGCCAAGCCCAAGCCCUCCUCCCACAGCCCCUCCCCCCACGGCUCCCCGGUCCAGAGGGGCUUCAGCUACCUGCACGCCUCCUGCGGGACCACCCAGCUGGGCUCUCGGUCGCCCGCAAAGCCCCGGGACCCCUCGCUCUCCCUGACCCGGCCCCGGCGGCGCUACGCCCUGUCGGACGGCGAGCCGGACGACGAGGACGAGGACGAGGAGGCGGGGUCCGCGCCCCACCACUCGGGUCACCUGGGCUCCUACGCCACGCUGACCCGCCGGCCCGGGCGCAGCCAGCUGGCCCGUUGCCACGGCAGCCCCGAGAAGGAGGGCAGCCCCGUGGGGCGGAGCCAGUCGUUCGCCGUGCGCGCCCGCCGGAAGGGCCCGCCCCCGCCCCCGCCCAAGAGGCUGAGCUCCGUCAGCAGCACCCACAGCAUGGAGGAGGGCGGGGCAGGGGGGGUCGUGACGGACAGCCCCGGCAGCGUGAGGAGCAUCGCCGCCUGCAUGGAGGGCACCUCGUCCUCGUCCUCCUGCUCCUCCUCCUGCUCCUCCUCCCCGGGGAAGAGGAGACCGGCCCCCCCGGUCCCCAGCCUGGACCCCUUCCGGCGGGAGGACCCCCCGCGGCGGCGGGUCCAGAGCGAGUACCUCCCGGAGCCCGCCCCCGUCGGGGGGGCGGAGCCGGAGCGCGGGGUCAAGUCUGACUCUGAGGAGGAGGAGCCGGGGGCGGGGUCGUCGGGGGGGCGGGGCCAGGACGGCUCCGCCUCCCCGCAGAACAGCUCCAGCGAGUGCCUCCCCUUCGCCGAGGAGGGCAACCUGACCAUCAAGCAGCGGCCCAAGCUGGGGGGGCCGCCGCGGGCUGACGCGGUGCUGGAGCCCCCCGACCUCCCGGAGUUCAACCUGAAGGAGUCGGACACCGUGAAGCGCCGACACAAGCCCAAGGGGGCGGAGGGGGGAGGGGACGGGGGCGGGGAGGGGGGAGGGGAGGGAGGCUCGCCCAACGGGGAGCAGCGAGGGAGCGGACCCUCCCCCCAAAGCCAGGAGGAGGAGGAGGAGGAGGCCUGGAGGAUCUGCGAGACAAGGGUGGAGACCCCCGUCCUACGACCCCCUCUGUCCCCGAAGCCCCCCGCCACCGCCCCGAAACCCAUCAGACACAGCCUGCUGGCCGCUCAGGCUGCAGCCAGCGCCCCGCCCCCGCUGGGCGUCACCCUCAACGCUGUCCAGAGUGUGGCGUUCACCUCCCCCCCGACACCCAGCCAUGCCUCCCCAAGCACCCCCUACCCCAGCCACGCCUCCCCAAGCACCCCCUACCCCAGCCACGCCUCCCCAAGCACCCCCUACCCCAGCCACGCCUCCCCCAGCACCCUACACCCCAGCCAGCCUCCACUGCCAGGCAAGCUCCAGGUCUGCGUGGCGGCCCCGGGCCCCGGGCCCCUGGUGGUCCAGCAGAGGUUGGACCAGACCAGCUCCUCGCUGGAGGCUGCCCUGCAGGCGGUGGAGAGGAAGCUGACCCAGGAUGACGUCUCGGACGGCGGCGCCAACACAGUGAAGUCUGCCGGGACUAUCCUGGACGACAUCGGCAACAUGUUCGAUGACCUCGCCGACCAACUCGACGCCAUGUUGGACUGAGUCGGGAACCCCUCAGGGGCCUCAUUAUGUCAUCUAGACCCGGCGACUAGAACAAACGAUGUCAUCAGGAUCCUACGAUGUCAUCAGGGCGACUACUAGAUAUCCAGAUGAUCUCAUGAUGUCUUCCUGUGGCCCGCGUGUUCUGCUGGGGCUCUCCUACCACGACACCCUCGCUGGCAGUUCUGCCUAAUGAACACUAGAGGGCGCACACCAGUUUAAGUUAAAUUUGUAUUUGUCAGAGUUGGUGGAAUAGCACAAUAUCCCCGACAGUUCGACUCUGUCAACACUGGAGAACUGAAUAGAAUAAUAUACCUGACAUUUUCAUUCUGUCAACACUAGAAGACAGAAUAGCACAAUAUCUCUGGCAGUAGCACUCUGUCAACACUAGAGGACACAAUAUCUCUGGUCGUCGAUGAAUGCCUUGUUGCUGCUCGUUUCUCGUCAACCACGAAGAUGCCGAUCUGGAUGCCUAGACGGCAAUUUAUUUCGACCACGCCUACGUACAGUAGAUGCAACAUGUUGGCCUGCGUUUAGACUAUCGGUAACCACACAUGUAAAAGAUAUGUGUAAAAGACCAUCUGGUUGUAGGACCGUUAUCAAACCGGCUCACUGUGCCAGAGCAUCCCUCUGCCGAUCUUGACGACUGUAUGUCACGGGAGGAUGUGUGCCAUAUUUUGAUACUCUGCACAUCUUAAACUUUUAUAGUAGCCUAUUGUCUGUUGCGAAAGAAAUGAAAUAUCCGUUGCAAACAAUGUGAUGUCUGCCCUAUUAAGCCAUUGAAUUCCAUGGGAUUCGAUGUUGCAUUAUUAAAAGAGAAAAUCAUUUGAUAUUACUCUAUGUAGGCCUAUGACGCUUUGUAAAACCUGUAAAAGUAUGUUGUUUAUACAAAGGGAAUAUUAACUAAGCUUAGACUGCAUGUUAACUUUAAGUUGAACACCAGAGUUUUAUAUUCUGGUUACAGCUGUAAAACGCUGUAAAAUAUCAAAUAAUAUGCAUACUAUUUUUGGGAACGUAUUAAUUUUAAUGUAGUCUGACUCUAUUAUUUAAAUUAAUCUAAAUAUGUAUAUUUUAUACUAGAGGUAUAAACAGGAGAAAAUUUAUAUUCAACCAAAGUCUCCUAUUUUCUUGUAUUAUCUCUUAUUCCCAAGAACAUGUAAAACUGAAGAUAUUGUGUGUUUAAUAUGUAUAAAUGUAAAAUGAAAUCCUAUGUGUAACCAGAAGAGGUUAAUGUUGACGUUCUUACUUGUAAGGAGUAGUGCUUAACGUAUUACUGCUGUGUGCAUAAAGUACUUCCUAUAUGGCAUGCUACAGUGAUACUUGUAUGUUUAUGAAAGGCGAAUGCGGUGUCUCUCCUGCCAACGUUUUGUACUAAAUGACUUCACCAUCUAGACCGGUUUGUCGCCUGGAUGCUUGACUAUUAUACUCUACACCAGUGUUGUGUUCCACCACCCUACCGCUCAGGAAAACCCCAGCUGUUUUAAAGACCUGUGUGUGUGUGUGUGUGUGUGUGUGUGUGUGUGUGUGUGUGUGUGUGUGUGUGUGUGUGUGUGUGUGUGUGUGUGUGUGUGUGUGUGUGUGUGUGUGUGUGUGUGUGUGUGUGUUCAGGCAGGGUUUUGCUGUAAUUUGUUCACAAUUUAUCCAUAAAAUAUUGUCCUCAUACCUGCCGACUGCAAAUGAGGUAGCCUAUGUGUACAUUCAUUUUGCACAAACGUGGUUUGUUACCACUCCAUUUCUGACUUUUGGCCCAUGAUACUUCUAAUUAAAAUAUAAAUUGGAAUAUA